Dioscorea cayenensis subsp. rotundata (Guinea yam) is the source of this 2339-nucleotide messenger RNA. Its product is annotated as subtilisin-like protease 3. The transcript has a single exon. Gene Ontology annotation, molecular function: serine-type endopeptidase activity. Lineage: Eukaryota; Viridiplantae; Streptophyta; Magnoliopsida; Dioscoreales; Dioscoreaceae. Bases 1 to 2283 code for a protein of 760 amino acids. The record is from RefSeq and is a predicted model, not a curated record. Gene Ontology annotation, biological process: proteolysis.
AUGCUCAUCUCCUACCUCUUAGCAUUCCUUUAUGUUUCAAACUACAUACAUCUAGCCAAGAGUCUAAACCAGCCAUUACCUUCCUUGAAGCACACCACCACCAUUAAUGCCGCCCAAAAAACCUCAGUGAGUCUGCACCAAUCUGUAACCUGGAAACAGAAUUCAUCUGGCCUGCAAACAUACAUUGUCUUAGUACAUCCACCAUCAGAAAAUACACCCAAUGGUUGUGAAAAAUGGUAUAAAUCUUUCUUGCCUGCAACCAAUUCAAAACUCAUUUACUCCUAUACAAAUGUUGUUAGUGGUUUCGCCGCUAAAUUGACUCAUGAAGACGUUGAAGAGAUGAAGACGAAGCCGGGUUUCGUUCAUGCGUACCCGGACCGUCUUCUGGCGCUGCUAACAACACACACACCUGAUUUCUUGGGCAUUAGCAGUGCAUCUAGCUUGUGGAACGGCUCCAACUUCGGUCAGAGCAUCAUCAUUGGUGUCCUAGAUACCGGCGUCUUACCGACACACCCCUCAUUCAAUGAUCAAGGCAUGCCUCCUCCCCCGGCAAAAUGGAAAGGGGUGUGCCAGUUCAAGAACUGCAACAACAAGCUCAUCGGAGCCAGAAACUAUGUGCAAGGACAAUCGAGCAAAGCACCAUUUGAUAAUGUCGGCCAUGGCACGCACACAGCCAGCACGGCAGGCGGCAUGUUUGUGAAAAAUUCAGACAUAAUUGGACAAGCAACCGGCACAGCAGCAGGCAUGGCUCCGUAUGCUCACCUUGCCAUGUACAAAGUUUGCACUGAUAUUGGCUGCUAUGAUUCGGACAUUCUAGCUGGAAUGGAUGCAGCUGUUAGUGAUGGUGUCGAUAUUCUCUCACUCUCCCUCGGUGGUUCUUCUCGUCCUUUCUACAGUGACAGUAUAGCCAUCGGUGCAUUCGGGGCAGUCGAGAAAGGUGUUAUUGUUAGCUGUGCUGCUGGAAACAGUGGCCCAUCCUACGGUACAUUGUCGAAUGAAGCUCCAUGGAUUCUCACAGUCGGUGCAAGCACGAUAAACAGAGUUCUUCGCACAACUGUGAAGCUUGGCAAUGGCCAACAGUUCAACGGAGAGUCGGCUUAUCAGCCACAAGGCUUCCGGUCCAUCCCUCGACCUUUGGUGUAUCCUGGUUCGAUCAAUUCAAGUGCGGCAACUUGCAAAAUUGGCUCCCUCAAAGGUAUUAAUGUUCGAGGAAAAGUUGUGAUUUGUGAUGAUGGUGAUGUAGACAGAGUGUUGAAAGGAUCAGUUGUCAAGAAAGCCGGAGGAGUAGCUAUGAUUUUAGCUAAUCAAGCCGUCGAAGGAUACACAACAUUGGCCUCAGUCAAUGUGCUACCAGCCUCGCAUGUUAGCUAUGAAGAUGGAUUGGAGAUCAAAACAUACAUAUCUUCUAAUCCAAAACCAAUGGCAUCCAUCUUCUUCCAAGGUACUCUGCUCGGCGUGACUCCGGCUCCGGUCACGGGGUAUUUCACAUCUAGAGGACCAAAUCAAGCAGACCCUAGCAUUCUGAAGCCAGAUAUCAUUGGCCCCGGUGUGAACAUUUUAGCUGCAUGGCCAUUUUUAGUCGGAGCAAAAUCAAGAUUCAACAUGAUAUCCGGAACAUCCAUGGCUACUCCUCAUCUUACCGGGAUUGCGGCAUUGCUAAAACAUUCACAUCCGGAUUGGUCUCCGGCUGCGAUCAAAUCGGCGAUCAUGACAUCUUCAGAAAUAACAGAUAAUGAUGGGAAUGUAAUCCUUGAUCAUACACUGAACACUGCUGAUUUCUUCACUGUUGGCGCUGGUCAUGUUAAUCCUUCUAAGGCCAACUACCCUGGUCUGGUCUAUGACAUCAAGCCAAUUAGUUAUGUUAGUUAUCUCUGUGGAUUGAAUUACACGGACAAGCAAGUCAGUGCUAUCACACGCCGUCCUAUCAUAUGCUCAACAAUACAGAGUAUCUCUGGUUCUGAACUGAAUUACCCUUCAUUUAUGGUGUUCCUAACUGCAUCAAAUAACUACACAACAGUGGUACACAGGACAGUGACAAAUGUUGGACUUCCAAAAUCAACAUACACACUAGAGAUUACACCACCACCAAUUGGUGUUUCAAUGAUUGUAAAUCCAAAGAGUUUGAAAUUUACAAAGGCCAAGCAAGAGCUUCAGUUCUCAGUGACAUUCAGCAGCACAAACAACAACACUGGAGGGUUGUCAUUCUUUGAAACACUAUUGACCUGGGUUUCUUCUGAUAAGAGUAUAACAGUGAGAAGUCCUGUCAUGGUAGGCCUCAGUUGAUUCAUUAAAGUCAAACAUGUGUUAUUGAAGUUACUAUAAAGGUCAUAUAAUAAAAC